Messenger RNA from Pteropus alecto (black flying fox), 748 nucleotides. Its product is annotated as alkylated DNA repair protein alkB homolog 8-like. Gene Ontology annotation, biological process: tRNA wobble uridine modification. The record is from RefSeq and is a predicted model, not a curated record. The coding region runs from base 296 to 706 and encodes 136 amino acids. Gene Ontology annotation, molecular function: tRNA binding. The transcript is spliced from 2 exons. NCBI's taxonomy places the organism in Eukaryota, Metazoa, Chordata, Mammalia, Chiroptera, Pteropodidae. Gene Ontology annotation, cellular component: nucleus; cytoplasm.
UUAGUACCUAUCUUGUAGUGUUACUUUGAGAAGUGAGACAAUACAUAUAAACUGCUUCAAAAGGUAUUCAUUAAAUUCUGUGAUUAUUAUCAAAUGACAUUUUGCUUCUAGGUCUUGCUCUUAUGAGAGUCCUGGUGCCCCCCACAGCUCCUAUCCCCUUCACUCACCAAGAGUAAAACCCUAAAUCUUAUUAAUUUAGCUAAAUUUUUUCUGGUUAGGCCAGGCCCAUCAAGAUGCUUUCCUGAAUAAGAUGACCCUUAAUCCCAAGAUGAAACAGGCAUCCUCAUUAUAAGGCAUGCAGAAUUGCAGUCAUGUUUUGUCGCAAAUGGAUUUCCCACCUUCCUUUUAUUGUAGAUCCAUCACAGGUUACCCUUUAGUCUGUGACAGCCAGAUGAAGGAGCCUCCCCCAUCAUUUCCAGAGAGUGAUAAAGAAGCCGCACAACUGGAGCAAGAAUAUGUCCAUCGAGUUUAUGAAGAGAUUGCUGGGCACUUCAGUAGCACAAGACAUAGCGCUUGGCCACGCAUUGUGGAGUUUUUGAAAGCUUUGCCAAGCGGUUCAUUAGUGGCCGAUAUCGGAUGUGGAAAUGGAAAGUAUCUUGGCAUCAAUAAGGAGUUAUAUAUGGCAAGUAAUGUUGCUUCUGGCUUUCUACUGUAUUGUAAGAGUUAUUAUCACCUUCUUCCUCAUGAUAUAAUGAUAGUUUUGUAAGACUAUAGAACAGUUAUAACCAACAAAUUCAAAAGUUAUGAA